UUCAGGGACUGCUGAAGCAAGCACACUGUUCCUUAUGUUCAGAGUAAAUUCUAUUACUUGAAACUAUGGAUCUUAAAAGUAUCUUCUGUCUGGAUUGCACAGGAUCAGUGCUUCAGAAACUUGUCUACGUUCUUCUAAUGAUGUUCUGCCACAAGAUACAUAGUCACCUGGUCUCAGAACUGGAAUAUAAAGUGCAAGAGAAUGAAGAUGAAGGAGUUUUUAUUGGGAAUAUAGCCAGUGAUAUAUCUUUGCCAUCAGAAACUGAUUGUGACUCACUGGCUUACAAAUUCAUGAAAGAAAUGGACUAUGUGAUCCUCAAGAGUGAGAGUGGGGAGCUGUAUACAACUAAGCAGAGAAUUGACAGGGAAACUUUAUGUCCAGUUGAAUUCCGUGAUGGUCCUUGUAUCCAGGAAUUCAAUGUGAUUAUUCUAUGUGCUGAUCAGUAUCUGCAAAUGGUGAAGAUUAAGAUAGUCAUCCUCGAUGUCAAUGAUAAUGCACCGUAUUUUGCAGAACAAGUGAUGAAACUUUCUAUUCCAGAGGAUGCAACUGCAGGCAUGUCAUUUGGAAUUGACUAUUUUGCUACCGACAAUGAUACUGGGAUUAACAACAUUCAGAAUUACUAUCUUGAAAAUAGCCAAAAUGUUUUCAGUUUGAAAAAUGGUGAAACACCCUCCAUUGUUAUCCAGCAGUCACUAGAUAGGGAGGUAAAGGAUUUGUAUGAGAUGAAAAUUGUGGCUGUGGAUGGUGGCACACCAUCUUUAUCUGGAACCGCCACACUUCUGAUUGACAUUCAAGACAUUAAUGAUAACUGCCCUGUUUUUAAUGCAUCAGAGUUUAAUGUUCAGAUCCCCGAAAAUAUGUCCUCCAACAGUGUGGUUGCACAGCUUCAUGCUGUGGAUGCAGAUCAAGGACCUAAUGCUGAGAUCACCUAUUCUUAUGGCAAUCGUGUACAGGAUGUAUCCAAGAAGUUAUUUACCUUAGAUAGUGCCACUGGGCUUAUCACAUUUUCUGGAAAUAAAAGUCCAGAGACACCUCCUGAACAUAAACUCACAAUCUUAGCUAAUGGUCCAGGCUGUGUUCCAGCAAUAGUUCAACUUACAGUGUCUAUUGUUCACAGUAGCAAAUAUAGUCCAAAGUUGGAGAUCAGCUAUAUAGCUAACCAGGCAGAUGGUGUGAUUUAUCUGAAGGAGACUUCACCUGAAAACACCCCAAUUGCCCUCUUAGAGGUAACUGACCCAGAUCAUUAUCUAAAAGGGGCACUCUACAUCAGUGGCGAUGUGCCUUUCUAUUUAAAGCCCUAUGAAAGGUCAAGAAAUAAACAUUUGGUUGUCACAUCACAGCUUUUAGACCAUGAGUUUGAAAACCAAUAUGAGAUUGUCAUUAAGGGAGAAGAUCCUCAUACUCUUCAUGAACUAACAAUACAUGUCAAGAUUACUGAUGAAAAUGACAACACUCCACAAUUUUACCAAAGCUCUUUUGAAGCUUCCAUUGAAGAAAACAAUGUACCCGGAGCUUUUUUACUGAAGAUUUCUGCAACAGAUGCAGACAGCGGUCAGAAUGGGGAAGUGGUCUACCAAUUGGGACCUGAUGCUCUACCCAUCUUUUCAAUUGAACAGCUUACAGGGAAUUUAACAGUGUCUACUACAUUGGACAGAGAAAAAGAGAAGCUGUACCGGUUCACUGUUUCUGCUGUUGAUCAUGGAGUUCCUCCUAGAAAGAGGAGUACUAUUGUAACCAUUCAUGUCUUGGACCAGAAUGAUAAUGUGCCCUCCUUCCUCACUGAUGACUAUACAUUCUUUAUUCCAGAAAACUUCCCGAGACAUGGUGAAAUUGGAGUUAUCAAUGUAACAGAUUUAGAUGUGGGGCCUAAUGGAAAUGUUACUGUGUCUAUCCUAAAUGGUAGUGGUAAUUUUUUAAUGGACAACACAAGAGGAACCUUACGCUGCAAUUCUGUGGUAGACAGAGAGAAAAAUACCAUGCAUGUAUUCUGGGUUGAGGCUGUAGAUGGCGGGAAACCAUCCCUCUCUGCAACAGCAAAAGUAACUGUGUUUGUUCUAGAUAUAAAUGAUAAUCCUCCAACAGUAUUACUUCCUCAAUCAAAUAUAUCGUGGCUUCUUGUGCCCCCAACCACACCUCAAGGAGCCACAGUGGCUGAAAUUUAUGCUAUCGACCACGAUGCUGGUAUAAAUGCUGUCAUGAUUUAUAAUAUUAUUGGAAGAAAUGGUCCUGCCCCUCAUGUGUUUGCAAUCAAUACAGCAACAGGAAAUAUUACAUUGCAGGAGAAACUGUUGCACAAAGACUAUGGUUUGUAUCAACUACUAGUAAAAGUCAGCGAUAUUGGGCAACCACAGCCGCUUCACUCCACCGUAAUGGUCAAUUUGUUUGUCAACGAGACUGUGAGUAAUAGAAGUUACUUAGAAGAGUUGGUACACAGGCAAACACUUUUCACAGAAGUGGAGCAAACUGAACCAAAUCCAUGCCCAUUAUUACAGACAUUAGACAUUCCCUGUUCACCUCCAAUCAUUCCCGUUGCAAUCACAAUGAUCAUUGUCUCUGCUAUUUUCUUUACCGUUGCUCUUUGUAUGCUGCUAAGCAUGAAAAAGAAAAGCAAAAGAAAAGAACUUUAUAUAGAUGCCCAGAUACCAUUAAAGAUAAAUCUUGACUAUUAUACAAAAGACUGGAAUGAUGAACAGUUGUAGAGCUUAAACGUGUUGAAGAAAACACAGAA
This is a messenger RNA of Carcharodon carcharias (great white shark), 2728 nucleotides long. RefSeq names its product protocadherin-20-like. Gene Ontology annotation, molecular function: calcium ion binding. Gene Ontology annotation, cellular component: plasma membrane. The record is from RefSeq and is a predicted model, not a curated record. Bases 66 to 2699 code for a protein of 877 amino acids. The transcript is spliced from 2 exons. Lineage: Eukaryota; Metazoa; Chordata; Chondrichthyes; Lamniformes; Lamnidae. Gene Ontology annotation, biological process: homophilic cell-cell adhesion.